Messenger RNA from Acanthosepion pharaonis, 483 nucleotides. The record is from the annotation of a GenBank genome assembly. Lineage: Eukaryota; Metazoa; Mollusca; Cephalopoda; Sepiida; Sepiidae.
AUGGUGUCUUUGAAAAUUCUAUCUAUAUGUUUGCUAUACAUGGAAAUCAGUUUUAUAUUCUAUUUUCCCUUUCGUUACUUCCAUUAUCUAUUUCCUUUCUAUUUUACUUUUCUUUCUUUCAUUCCUAAUUUUUUUAUUACUUUUUUUUCCUUUUUUUCAAAUGAAUGUAUUCUUCCAUUUUCUUUUUCCAACUUUUUCAAUUUUAUUCUUAAGCAGAUCCUGUUUUCUUGCAACACUACUUCUUCUGCUUCUUCUUCUUCGUCUUCUUCUUCUUCUUCUUCUUCUUCUUCUUCUUCUUCUUCUUCUUCUUAUUAUUAUUAUUAUUAUUAUUAUCCCUCCCUCCUUGACUGCGUGAUUCGACCCAAAUUGUCCCUCAGGGCUCAGAUAUCUAUAUCUAUCUAUCUAUCUAUCUAUCUAUCUAUCUAUCUCUCUCUAUAUAUAUAUAUAAUAGCUGGCUACGCGGAUUCGAGGAUACCAGUCUAA